Messenger RNA from Porites evermanni, 739 nucleotides. NCBI's taxonomy places the organism in Eukaryota, Metazoa, Cnidaria, Anthozoa, Scleractinia, Poritidae. The record is from the annotation of a GenBank genome assembly.
GAAAGAACAAGAGUAGCAGGGGGAACAGGGGGGACAAGGAAAACAGGGGGAACGGGGAGAACUAGGGGGAACAAAGAAAACAGGGGGAACGGGGGGAACAAGGGAAAGAAGGGAAACAAGGGGAACAAGGGAAACAAGGGGAACAAGGGUAACAAGGGGAACAAGGGAGAACAAGGUGGAACAGGGGGAACAAGGGGAACAAGGGGGGGAAAAGGGAACAGUGGGAACAAGGUGGAACAGCGGGAAACGGGAAAACAAGGGGAACAAGAGAGAACAGGGGAACAAGGGGAACAUGGUGAACAAGGGGUAAAAAGGGGGAACAAGGGAAAAAAGGGGUAACAGGGGGGGGGGAAUUAGGGGAACAGAGCAACAAGGGGUAACAAGGUUUGCGUCUUUUUCCUUUUAAUUUAGUUUCUUUCCUUUACAAAUUUAGUUUUUUUUAAUAUAUAUAUAUUAUUUUUCAUAGUUAAAAGAACAAGUAUUUGUAAUUAAUUUUUUCUAUCAAUAAAUAAAUCUACCUGGCAAAAAAAAAAAAUAAUAACAAGGGGAAAAAAGGGGGGAAAUGGAGAAAAGGGAAAAAGGGGAAAAAGGGAACAGGGGGAACAAGGAGGAACAAUGGGGAACGAGGGGAACAAGGGGGGACACGGUGAAGAGGGGGAAUGAAAACAAAAGGGGAACAAGCUGAAAAGGAGAACAGGGGGAACAAGGGGAACAGGGGGAACAAGGGGAACAAGGUGAA